Symbiodinium sp. CCMP2592 is the source of this 699-nucleotide messenger RNA. The record is from the annotation of a GenBank genome assembly. NCBI's taxonomy places the organism in Eukaryota, Dinophyceae, Suessiales, Symbiodiniaceae.
AUGUUGAAAGAGGUCUCGCCGCAGACAGCAGCUUGGGAAGCGCAGGCGAGACACGACAGAUUGAGCAAGAGGUUCGCAACACUGUCGAAGAGAACAAACUUGGUGGCGCUAGCUCCCGGCACAGGCAAGUCUACGCUGACAGCCCUGCUCAACGAAGCACUUGCGAGAAAAGUAGACCCGAUGCGCUUUGUCGAGUACCAUUUGGAAAGAUUGCCUCGGUCGGUUCACUACAAUGCCGAGGGGUUGAGGGAGUUUUUGGGAUUCCUGCCUCCAGAGGUGCUGUAUUUUGCGGAUGCUGAUUCUGUCCAUGAUUCGCCUGAUCCGUACUGGAGAAGCCGUGUUGAGAAUCUCAGGCUGAUGACUGAGAAGACAGGGUACAGGCCCCUGGGAGCAUACGAGGAACUCAUAUUGGAUUUUUGGGAACAGGCCCAGCCUUCGCAGAUUCCGAAGGUCCUCUUAUGCAAUAACUACGGAGGUGAGGAAGCGCCAUGGUUUACUCUUAGAGCCAAACUGCCGUGUAAGGAAACGGAGAGACGAUGGAGAGGCAGAAUUGCGCCAGAUAUGCCCGAUGACCAAGUGGAGCGUGUUCUUCGGCGCCAGCGCCGGGCGUGGCACGAUCUGACAGGAGAUGUCCUAAGCUAUUCUGACAUUGUACAGGCACUGGUUCGCUUGGCGACGACAGCAGGCCUCACAGGCUAA